Messenger RNA from Alternaria hordeiaustralica, 2421 nucleotides. RefSeq lists its product as uncharacterized. Bases 1 to 2421 code for a protein of 806 amino acids. NCBI's taxonomy places the organism in Eukaryota, Fungi, Ascomycota, Dothideomycetes, Pleosporales, Pleosporaceae. The record is from RefSeq and is a predicted model, not a curated record. The transcript has 5 exons.
AUGGCUCCAACUGGCAUUCAGCGCGAUCAUGAAGUGAUUGAUUUACUCUCCGAUAGUGAGACGGAGGACGAGGGUCUCGCAAGACACGAAUUGGAGGCCUUCGACGCACGAUCUGCAGCAGAAUUCGCUCUCGACUUCCCGGAUCUGGAUGAUCCUAUCGCAGAGUUCCGCGCAGAAUUUCAGGCAAAUGACCGUCAAGUGAUCGAUUUGACCGACAUUCCAGACAUUGACGUUCCGCCCUCUGACGCUGUCGUGGCAGAAGACGACAGACCACCACCAGAGGAACGAGCUCCCGAUUGGGGUGAGGAACUCGCAUUGGUCACCGAAGCUGCCUGUUUGCAGAUGGUUGUGAGCGUGCUGCCGGACAUCUCGGUCGAUUACGUCCUCAAAUUGAUCCAAGAAAAAUUGACAGACACCACACGAACAACCGCACAAUGCGAGCAUUUCCUCACGGAGUUAUUGGAAGGCGAGCCAUAUCCAAAAGAAUCAGACGACGCGAAGAAUAAGAAGAGAAAGAGGGAUAACGAAGCCGAGGGUGAGUUGAGCACCUACGAGAAGGGCGAGCGUGAUCCCGAGAUCGGCGGUUAUGAACAUGACGCAACAGAGCUACUCAAAGACGAAUUCCUCACUGUACCCGUGCGGCAUAUCACGACCGUGCUCAAACAGCAGAAGACUCUUUACAAGGCCUACGGUGUCAUUGAACAACAAGUGCGCAACUACGGACAAAUUGCCAGGACAUAUUCGAAGAUAAACAAGUCACGCAUCAAGCGCGGUAUUGAGCUCCAGUUGAUUGAGCAAGGCAGUCAGAUACCCAAGGAGCUGCACGCAGCAAAGAAGAAGAGCGAAGCUGAAGCUGCCAAACGCCAAAAGGUCAAAGACGAGGAAAAGAAGGAAGAAGACAACUUAAAACAAGCGCAAAUGAACAAUGAAAUGGGUGAAUGCGCAUGUUGCUUCAACGACGUUCCUCUCAACCGCAUGAUAAGUUGCAACGGAGACACCACCCACUUCUACUGCGUAGACUGUCCCCGUCAACAGAUCGAGACGCAGAUGGGUCAAUCUCGAUGCAGACCCAAGUGUUUCGGAGUCGACGACUGCAAUGGAACGUUCACCCGGCGACAGUUGCAACAGGUUCUGAGCGAUAAGACAUUCGAGCGACUCGAGCACAUGCAACAAAGAGAGGACUUGGAAGCGGCGGGUCUGGACUUCCUCUCGGAGUGCCCCUUCUGCGACUUCAAAAUGGAAUGUCUACCGGUCGAGGUUGACAAGGAGUUCCGCUGUCAAAACCCCAAAUGCAGCAAGACGAGUUGUCGCCUUUGCGAAAAGGAGUCUCACAUCCCACUCAGCUGCGAGGAAUUUAAGAAGGAUGGCCAAAUUACCCUGCGACACAUUGUCGAAGAAGCGAUGUCGGCAGCCUUGAUACGACACUGCAACAAAUGCAAGCAUCCUUUCGUCAAGGAACUUGGCUGCAACAAGAUGACAUGCACGCACUGUAGGAAUGUGCAAUGCUACGUCUGCUCCAAGAACGUAACAGACUAUAACCACUUCGGCGAGUCUCGUGCAGGCAAAUGUCCUCUGCAUGAGAACGUCGAAGACCGCCACGAACAGGAGGUCAAGCGCGCAGCUGAUGAGGCCAUGGCCAAGGUCCGACUCGAUAAUCCAGGCUUGUCAGAUGCAGAUUUGAUGGUCAAGGUCUCAGAUCGAGUCAAGCAAGCAGAAGAUGCACGAAAAGGUCGAGCAGGCAUAGAAGCGCAAGCCUUCCCUUACCACAUGGUUGGAGAGCAGCUCAGGCGAGCCCCCAUGGUACCCCCAGUACCUGCGCCGCCGGCUCACCUCAAUGGAAUAGCAGCAAAUGUCGCCCAAGCAGAUCGACCUCGGUUGUUCAAUGCCCUCUGGGCCAUGCUCCCACCCAAUCCCCUCCCACAAUUCGGCAUUGGGAGGGGACAAGUCAACGAACCAGGCCAACCAGCCCGCCUUCCCGAAGCUGAUGGAGUCAUUGAUCGAAUUAACGAACGGGUUCGCCAACGCAAUGCCCGACCGGAAUUGGGCGGUCCUCGUCGAAUUGCCAACGGCGAACAGGCGCAGCGCGAUGCUCGCGAGGCUUUCCGCUUUCUGGACAACGUUGGACUUGGCCAGGAUCAGCAGCAGAUAGCCGUGCGUCAGAAUUUAAGAGCUAGACAGCAGGAGCUUGCAGCAGAGCGCGCGCGGUUGGCUGCAGCGCGACAAACCCUCGAUGACGACGCGAGAGCCAUGCGUCAUAACGUGGCAGCUAGGCGACAUGGAAUCGAAGCAGAGCGCGCGCGGUUGGGUGUGGGGCAACAGAAUCUUGAGGCUCUGCUUGAGGCUCGGCGGGUAGCGGCUGCUGCGAUGGUAGCUGACAGGCGACGGCGUCGUGGUAUGGCGCCUCAGGCCCCUCACAGAUAG